UGGCGGAGACAGGCCGGCCGGGGGAGCCCCACCGCCACGCCAGCCGCUAUACCCUACCCACGUCGCCGCUAUAAGAACCCGAGGAGCGCCAUGCCCUGCCGCCCCACAUCCACACGCCAGCCAGCCACAGCGUCUCGCCAGUUCGCCACGCCCACCGCGCAUAGCACGAGCUGCUUGCGUGCUAACCGUAGCGCUUGUGCUUCGUGGACAGCCAGUUUCCGAGGAGAGACAUCCCCUCGAUCUCCUAUUCUCUUGUCCUUCUCCAAGCCGCUCUCCUACUAUAUUAUUAAUCACCCCGGCACCAGCGCGGCCACCACCACCACUUGAAGGGCUUGUAGUAGCCAAGCCAACUCGAUCGCUGGAGUACAAGCUAGCUCUGUCUGAUCCAUCCGUCCAUCCAUCUGCGACCAGUCAAGAUGCUGCACGAGGCGGCGCCCUGCACGUGCGGGCUGCUCUACGGCAGCUGCGGCGGCGGCUGCUCGCUGCUGUUCGCCGCAGCCGCGGCGGGGGCGGACCACUACUAUAAGCACUGCGGCGGCGGCGACGGGGAGGCCUUCAGCGGCGGGCUGUACGGGGGCUCCGUGGACUGCACGCUCUCGCUGGGCACGCCGUCCACGCGCCGCGCCGAGGCCGGGGCGGCGGCCCGCGCGCCCGCCGGCCUGCACAGCUGGGAGGCGCCCGCUCCCAGCUGCAACGGCGGCAGGCAGCAGGAGGCGCGCGGCGCCGAGGCGGGCGCUCGCCGCUGCGCCAACUGCGACACCACCUCCACGCCGCUCUGGAGGAACGGGCCGCGCGGACCCAAGUCGCUGUGCAACGCGUGCGGGAUCCGGUACAAGAAGGAGGAGCGGCGCGCGGCGGCCGCGGCGGUGGCGCCGGCGGCGGACGGCGGGGUGGACUACGCCGCCUCGUACGGCGGGUACGCGCGGCAGCCGCAGCAGUGGGGCUGCUACGGCCCGGCGGCGGCCGUGGCGAAGGCGGCGUCCCUGGGCAUGUUCGGCGUGGACGCCGCGGCCGAGGUCGUCGACGGGCCGUGCCUGCCGUGGGGGCUCGGCGUCAUGCCGUCGUCGCCGGCGUUCGGGGCCGUGCGGGAGAUGCCGAGCCUGUUCCAGUACUACUAGGUACACUAGUACCACAGCUAGCUAGCGCCUAGCGGGGAUGGUAGGCUGCAACUCCACGUCCGAAGUCGGAAGUCCCCCCUUUUUCUCUUUCUCCUCUUUUGGUAACAACAGGAUGCUUGCACUUCUUUUUGGAAGCCAUGACCAUGAGACGAUGCUGUACUUUGACCACCAACGAGCCAAACCUGCAUCAAAAGCCGAAGCUGAAAUGUGGAUCAAUCCGAUCUCUCCAAGCCCGGCCGCGCGCUCUCAUCUCCUCUUUUAUUUUUCUUUUUUUCUUCUGCACUUGCUGCAAAUUUUCCAUUCAUUAUUUGUAGCGCGUACUUCACCAAGCUCUAACAUGCGUAGCACUGUACUUUGAAAUGUGCAAGUUUUCCUGUUUGAAUCUUGAUGCGUGACGAUGCAUAUGUGGCUGAUGAA
Messenger RNA from Zea mays, 1535 nucleotides. RefSeq names its product GATA transcription factor 15. Lineage: Eukaryota; Viridiplantae; Streptophyta; Magnoliopsida; Poales; Poaceae. Gene Ontology annotation, molecular function: zinc ion binding; sequence-specific DNA binding. The record is from RefSeq and is a predicted model, not a curated record. The transcript has 2 exons. Gene Ontology annotation, biological process: regulation of DNA-templated transcription. Bases 417 to 1118 code for a protein of 233 amino acids.